Cyclopterus lumpus (lumpfish) is the source of this 4836-nucleotide messenger RNA. RefSeq names its product zinc finger, ZZ-type containing 3 (gene zzz3). NCBI's taxonomy places the organism in Eukaryota, Metazoa, Chordata, Actinopteri, Perciformes, Cyclopteridae. Gene Ontology annotation, molecular function: zinc ion binding. The record is from RefSeq and is a predicted model, not a curated record.
GGCUAGCUGCUACUUGGUUACCAACUGCUAGUUAGUUGGUUACUAACUGCUAGGUUACUUGGUUACCAACUGCCGUUGUACCGCUUGUUUGCUAACCGCGUAUCAGGUUGAAAUGUAAACCCCAGUGAAACGAUGCUGGUGGCGAGUCCCUCCACCCAUUAAUGUUUUAUUGGUGGACUUAAUGACUGUCUGUUGUUCGAGCUAGUGUAGCUAGCAUGUAGCCGAGGUUACUGGCGCUACUAGAGGGGCUUUACACCUGAAGCCGCCACGAUAGAUACUGCACGAUGCCGUUUACAGGGAAACUAGCCGAGGAGAAGUAGCCAACUUGGCUAACUAGUCGUUCACAUAAAGAAGAAGGACAAAAUGACAGUGCCCGCAUUCUGCUGCAGAGGAGAGAGCACCAGGAUGAGGAGACUGUAGGCACCCGCCAUAGUAUGGCCGCGUCCCGUUCCUCGCGCGUCACAAGGUCGUCAGUGGGGCUCAAUGGAUUGGAUGAGAACUUUUGUGGUCGAACCCUCAGGAACCGCAGCAUUGCCCAGCCGGAGGAGACCUCGUUACCUCCGCUACCAAGGGCCCGCUCUCCCAAGAAGAAGCAGGACUCGAAGCAGGACGGCAAGCAGGAGUCGAAGCAGGACGGCAAGCAGGAGUCGAAGCAGGACACCAAACAAGACGUUAAGCAGGAGUCAAAGCAGGACGCCAAGCAUGAUACAAAGCAGGAUACUCAGCAGGAUGUCCAGCAGCAGUCCUCGUUGCAGGGAAAGGUAACUGACUUGAAUGCUUCUCCUACUGAGGCGGAGCAAUUGACCAGCUCCAGGAAGCGGGGUGUGUCCUGUUUAGAAAAAGACAUUAGUCCUGAGAAUUCCGAGAACUGUGAGAGAGGGAAGGGGCCACGGGAUGCCUGUAUUCAAAUCAAGAAGGCCAAGCGGUGCUCCCGCUCUGGAGAGUCUCAGGGAUGCGAUGAGGACCCCGGGCCUCUGAAAUCUGAAAGUCCAGUCUCUGCCCCAGAGCCGAGCAAGGACAAUAGUUGUGAAGGAUUUUCCAGCCAAAACUCUGCUCACACAGCUCCUGCCUCACCUGUCCACAGUAAAGAGGAAGGUGAGCUGACAGGGGGGAAGGCAGAAGAUGGUCAUGUGGAGUGUGAUGGGGCAGCUCAGCCCCCAAAUACCCACAAGGCCUCUAAUGGACUCAGAGACAAUAAAGCAGUGGAACCUAGCACACUUACUGAAGAGUCUAGUGCAAACCCCACCUUUGUCACCAACUGCCCGUCACUGCUCAACGGUAGUCAAACAGGGGGCCCCUUCAUCCCUGACCCCACUGUGCCUUGUAGAAACUCGGUCCCUCUGCAGAUGGAGGUCUCUGGCUCAGGGGAAUCGCCAGCCUCAUCUGUGCAGAUAUUUGAGACUGUUCCAGAGGAUCCUGUCCCUGAGUUGAUAGAGGCAAAGGAGCAGGAGGAGCUGGAGGAGGUGGAGGUUGACGUGGUGGGCGACCCGUUGUUUCUGGCCCACGAAGAGCAGGUGACGGAGAGUGAAAAUGAUACCAACGGCCGGCCACCAACACCAGUGCAGGAAGCGGCUGCCUCCACCUCCUCCACUACCACCAACAUGAACAGUAUUCCAAUCAACAACAACAGCAACUCAGGAGAAACUACACCCCCACUAGCAACAAGUCCCUCCCCCACAGAGCAAGAGUGCAAUCCCUCAAUACCCAGCACGCCUCCCUCUUUCACAGAGCUCUACGAACACAGAUACACCUUGCGGACUUCACCCAGAAGGGCUGCUACUGGUGGCAAGGCUUCCUCUUCCAAGCUUAGUUCUCCUCCCAGAGACAAUGGUCCCUUGAGGGAAGAGGGAGAAGUGCUAGUUGGGCUGGAGGAGGAUUUCCCUCUGGUCGAGGAACCUGCUCCCUCAGACUCGGAUGGCCCUUCCAAUGAGAAGCCGGUCUCUGUGGAUCUAGGUGACAGGGCAUGUGGUGAGGACUGUGUGCCUGUGGAGAGCAAAGAGGUUGAGCAAAGCAAGAAGCUGACACAGAGCCAGGCUGCACAGGAGGAAGAGGAGGAAGAGGAGGAAGAGGAGGAGCCGGACGUGUAUUAUUUUGAGUCGGACCACCUGACUCUUAAACACAACAAAGAUUAUCAGAGGCUGCUGCAGACCAUCGGUGUUCUCGAGGCCCAGCGCACGCAGGCCAUAAUGGACCUAGAGACGUUGGCGCGUCACCAGGAGGCACUCAGUGAUCCCAUCACCUUUGUGGAGCAGCUGCAGAAACAGGUUAAUUUGGACUUGCCGUGUCCUCAGCGAGUCGUCCAGCUCCCUGACAUUGGAUGGGCGCAGUACACCUCAGGCCUCGGUGACUUUGAGAGAGAGUUCUGCGACAAGAAACUCAAAACCAGGCGGCUAAAGCUGAUCUUCGACCAAGGUUUGCCUGCUCGACCCAAAAGUCCUGUGGAGCCCAAGAAGGAAGGUGAAUCGUCCACCAUGUACUCCUCUCUGCCCACUAGUGACACACUAGAGAACAGCAGGCACAUGCAGAUGAUCAGGGGAAGGCUUUGUCAUCCGAACAAGUCUGACACUUUUAACCAGCUGUGGACUGUGGAGGAACAGAAAACACUGGAGCAGCUUCUUGUAAAGUUCCCUCCCGAGGAAGUCGAGUCCAGAAGAUGGCAGAAGAUUGCUGACGAGCUUGGCAACCGAACAGCAAAACAGGUUGCCAGUAGGGUUCAAAAGUACUUCAUCAAACUGACAAAAGCUGGUAUUCCUGUGCCUGGAAGAACACCCAACCUGUGCAUGUACACUAAAAAGGCAUCCAGUAAGAGGCAGCACCACCUCAACAAGCACCUGUACCGGCCGUCUACGUUCCUGACCUCCUACGAGCCUCCCGUCUACAUGGACGAAGACGACGAGCGCUCGGCGUAUUACAGCAGCGUGCAGGACCCCUCUGCUGACGACUCGGAUGAAGAGGCUAUCCCUAUGGAGUUGAGAAAUUUGCCAGAGUACAAAGAACUUUUAGAGCUGAAGCGACUGAAGAAACAGACGCUCCAGGAGAUCCACGAGGACAAGGCCGAGAUGCGGCAUGUAGGCUACAAGUGUGAUGUCUGCGGCAUGGAGCCCAUCCAGGGAGUGAGGUGGCACUGUCAGGAUUGUCCGCAGGACAACUCGGUUGAUUUCUGCUCCAACUGCUCCGACUGCUUGUUCAAGACAGAGACUCACAAGCCUAACCACCACUUGGAACCGGUACACCAGCAAGACACCUUUCUGGACAGGGACUACUGUCUGCCGCAGAGCACAGGCUACAACUACCUGGACCCUAACUACUUUCCAGCCAACAGAUGACAGGGUCACAGGCGUCUCUAGCUCCAGGCUCUCUCCACAUAUCCCACAGGCCACUCUGUGCAUGGCUCCAUCCUCAAGUCCAAGAUAACCGCUUAACCCGCCGCCAGGCAGGAAGGCUAAUAGGCAGGCAGACAGCCAGAAGCCUCAAUGCAGACCACAGUGCUGCUGGUGGGUGGGGAGGGGCGGGAGACUGUUGGUAAACUUGCAUCCCUGACUUAAGCAAAAGGUGGCCAUGUUGGUUCCUCAGAACAAGAGGGCCCUGCUCCUCCUCAGCCAGGCUAAUCAACGGAUCAUGAUUUGAAACGAUACACUAUUUUUAAAAAAACCAACAAAAAAUACCCCAGAAGGCACACCGACAUUCCCGAGCUCUGUGACUCAUGGGGGGCUUUCCUCCCUUCCCCCCCAUCACCCUCCAGUUUACCUCCCUGUGCUGCUUCAAAACUGGAGAAUUGACGAUCGAUCUCCUGAAGCUCCACCUAAAGGAGAUGUGGUCAUAGUGGACUGAAGUCAUCAACUGAGAUGCACCUGGGUGGAUUGUAUGUGUGUAUGUGGUCUCCGUGUUAUGCAAGAGUGAACAAUGUUCUAGCUAGGUAUCCGUAGAUGAGUAUUUAUGAGUCACAGCUUCCUCAGCAGGAGCUGCUGCGAGAGAAAGUAGGCGGUGUGGGGCGUGACGCCGAGGUCGGUGUGCUUUUGACUGCAGACUGUAGGAAGUUCUGCUGAUCCACAUGACGCUCUGCAGACAGACUUGUAUGUGUUGAACCGACUGCGCCAUGUUUCAGCAUGGAGCCAUCCCUACCACUGUCGCACAACACUGCUCUCUCACCUUUCAAACACACACUUUCAUCUGUAUUUCCUUUCCCUUUGCUCUCUCCACAAAAACAUGUCUGACAGUGAAGCACUACAGCACGGAGAGCAAAUGUAUUUGAAGGCAGGCGAAUGGGAACGUAUGGAAAGUUCAUUUUCUCAUAUUUUUUUUUUUUUCCCCCUCCUCCCGUGUGCCGUUGUUGAACAUGUUGAGUGUACAAGUAUAUGGUGAAAAGUAGCCAGCGCUAGUUGCUGUGUGCCAUUUUAAAAAAAAAAUGUUUUGGGGGUAGGUAAUUCCACCUCUGAACCUGGCCACAACGUCUCCUUUCCUGCGUGGCGCCAUCGACCCACAUUGUCCUACAUUAUCAUGCCUCUAGAUCUUCUUUAAUUUUGCAGUCCACUUUAAAAGGUCCAUUUAAAAGAUUGUAUUUUUAUUAAUCUAUUUAAAAAAAAAGAAAAAAAAAAAAGAAUUGAGGCAGUGGUUGGUGCCUCCACAGUGGAACAACCCACACAAUUUUAUACACAUAGAUUUUGUUGUGCUUGAGUAGACACCAUUUUGUAUGGUUUUUGUCUCUUUCCUUCACCCCCUUUGCCCUGCUUCAAUAUCUGUGUAUAACAGUCUGUUCUUAUGUAAAAAAAAAUAAAUAAUAAUGUUAAAAAAAAAAAUGCUAGAGGAGAAAUGUGGAAAUAAAAGUAUGUGAAACUA